AUGGCGCCGAAAAAGAUCAAGAACAAGAUCAAGAAGGCGCUCUCUCCUCCGCAUUCAACAUCUCCUCCCGAGCCAACUGCCGACGACGACGCUCUAAUGGAUGACCUCAUGGCCCAACUUGACUCCAAAAACGGCACCGUCCGUCAAGAGUCUGCCACAGUGCUGCAAGAAAUGCAGAUAAACCAAGUCGCUGAGAGCGCGGAAGAUGCUGCGAAGAAAGACAGCAAAGCGCGCUUCAAAGCUCGCCAGGCUAGGAAAGCUGCUGCUCUCGUGGACAGCUACGCCCCGAACGACACGGAGGCGGACGCCCGCAUCCAACGCGAAACCAAGGAAGAGGAGGCGAGCAUCAAACAGACUUGCGAAGAACUGGGCCUCACGAUGUUCGAGAUCACUCCGGACGGACAUUGUCUCUUUUCUGCUGUGGCGGAUCAACUGUCCCUUCUUGGAAUCCUCCCGUCCGGACAAGCGAAUUACGCCGCGACUCGAAUGUCUGCUGCAAGCUAUAUCCACAGCCAUCCCGAUGAUUUCUUGCCUUUCCUCCCCUCAGAAGCUGGCGAGGAUGCUGCGGGCGCGACCGACUCCGGCCUGAUGACCCGAGCCCAGUUCGAGGGUUACUGCACUAGGAUGCGAGACACCGCCAUCUGGGGCGGGGAACCAGAGAUCCAAGCUCUCAGUCGCGUAUACAAUGUUCCCAUACACGUCGUACAGGGUGGUCAGCCUCCGGUGGUCGUUCAUGAGCCUGUUGGGUCUGUUUUACCGCCGGGUGACAAACGGGUCUACAUCAGUUAUCAUCGAAGACUAUAUGGUCUGGGGGAGCACUACAAUUCACUCAGGCCUAAAACAGUGCUGAACACCAUCAAGGCUGCCUUUCAUUGA
Epithele typhae is the source of this 876-nucleotide messenger RNA. Its product is annotated as cysteine proteinase. NCBI's taxonomy places the organism in Eukaryota, Fungi, Basidiomycota, Agaricomycetes, Polyporales, Epitheliaceae. The transcript is spliced from 4 exons. Gene Ontology annotation, molecular function: cysteine-type deubiquitinase activity. Gene Ontology annotation, biological process: protein deubiquitination. The coding region runs from base 1 to 876 and encodes 291 amino acids. The record is from RefSeq and is a predicted model, not a curated record.